Messenger RNA from Prorocentrum cordatum, 1317 nucleotides. The record is from the annotation of a GenBank genome assembly. Lineage: Eukaryota; Dinophyceae; Prorocentrales; Prorocentraceae.
GGCACGCGGGCGUCCCAGGGGCGCAGCCCAGGCGCCGCGGCCGAGGCGCCGCCGCAGCCAGCCCAGGCCCCGCGCGGCGACGACCCCGAGGCGGGGGAGCCCGGCGACGAGCGCGGGGGUGGUCUGCCGGCGCUCGAGCGCUCAGGCUCCGCCCGCGCGCUGAUGGAGAGCCCCCGGCGCAGCGGCGACGUGCCGCCGCGGCGGUGCCGCCUGGGCGCCGCGGGGUGGGCCGCCGCGGGCGCGGCCGCCGCCCUCGCAGGAGUGGCCCUGCUCGCCGCCCCCCUCGCUGGCAGGGCGCCGCGGGGCCCCGCCGCGGGCGCCGCGGAGGCUGCGCGGCGGCGGCCUGCCGCGGAGAGCGCAGCCGCCCCCGCAGAGGCGGCCGCCGCCUCCUGCCCCGGCGCCGACCCGGAGGUGGCGUGCAGGUGCCUUCUGGCGUGCGAGGCGUUCCGGCCGGCGGCGCUCGCGCCCGAGAGGUGCGCCGAGGAGGCUCGGGCAGAUCCAACCGAGAGGGUCAGCAUGAUCAGAGCCCUCGUCGACGCCAGCACCGAGCACGGCGCCUCGGACGUCUGCGGCAGCAUGCAGUGCGUCCUCGCCUGCGCCGUCGAGCUGGGCUGCGUGCGCGAAGUGCGGGCGGGCUGUGAGCGCAUAGCGGACAGGCUGCGCGGCUCCUACGGCUGCGCGCUCCAGUGCGGCGGUGGCCCGGCCGGCUCGCAGGCCAACUCCAGCCUCCACGCCUGACGCUCUGCUGCCCCCGCCGGCGCCGGCGCCUCCGACAAUUGGGUGCCGUGGCCCUUCCCUGAAACGGGGGAGGGGACACAGAAUGCAGAAUUCGAGGGCGGCCGUAGACGGGCCAACGGCGAUGUAGGCAACGGCGAUGCAGGCUUCGGUGUCGCGGGAGCGCGUGGCUCGCGCGCUCCUGCAGCUCGCUGUGUCGUGUUCGCUCGACCCACGCGCAGACUGGAGGUGUCGGGACGUGUGGCUCGUGGUUUCUCCUGCAAUUCGGCUCCAGGCAUCACCGUUGAGCAACAUCACCGCUCGCCCGGCCUUGGGGCGGCGCCUCCCCCCCGGCUCACGCCUGCGAUCGGGCCGUCCGAGGAUCGCGCAGGGGUCUUGCCGCGCCCCCCGCGCGAAACACGACCGUGCGUCGGGGCAGCUCCGCGCUUUCGCCGGCGGCGGCCAGGCAGGGGUCGUCUGCGCUGGCGGAAAGAGCUGCCCAGCGGGGGCACCGUUGUAGUGGACCUGGCCAGCAUGCAAGAGAGGGCGCAUAGGACAGAGCGGGCGGCCGCGGGGGGGAGGAACGGCGAGGGCCACUCAGGG